This is a messenger RNA of Histoplasma mississippiense, 810 nucleotides long. RefSeq lists its product as hypothetical. The transcript has a single exon. Gene Ontology annotation, cellular component: transferase complex. NCBI's taxonomy places the organism in Eukaryota, Fungi, Ascomycota, Eurotiomycetes, Onygenales, Ajellomycetaceae. Gene Ontology annotation, biological process: ubiquinone biosynthetic process; isoprenoid biosynthetic process. Gene Ontology annotation, molecular function: prenyltransferase activity. The record is from RefSeq and is a predicted model, not a curated record. Bases 1 to 810 code for a protein of 269 amino acids.
AUGUCGCAGGCGACGGCCCACGGGCCCAAGACGACCCGCCAGGUCCCAUUCGUUAGUGCUGCCGGUAUCAACGAUGGCAUUACAUCCCCUGCCAUACUGGCGGAUACAAACCCGGACCAGAGCGCAUUGCUCUCCUCCACUUCCCCGUCCUCGCUCGAGGCUGCGUAUACUAGGCUGGCAGGGAAUGUUGACACCAACUACGACGCCGACAGCGGGAACGGCACAGACAUCCUCCCCGCCCAACAGCGGCUGGCGGAGAUUACAGAGCUAAUCCACACGGCUUCGCUGCUGCAUGACGACGUGAUCGAUAACGCCGUCACGCGGCGCUCCACCGUGUCCGCGAAUCUGGCAUUCGGGAACAAAAUGGCCGUGCUGGCGGGCGAUUUUCUCCUGGGCCGUGCGUCAGUUGCGCUUGCCCGCCUGCGCGACCCAGAGGUCAUCGAGCUGCUGUCCACCGUUAUCGCGAACCUGAUCGAGGGCGAGUUCAUGCAGUUGAAGAACACGGAGCGGGAUGAGUUGAACCCAUCCUUCACGGAGCAGACGAUCACGUACUAUUUGCAAAAGACGUACCUGAAGUCCGCGAGCCUGAUUAGCAAGUCGUGUCGGGCGGCGGCGCUGCUGGGCCAUUCGUCGCCGGAGAUUGUGGAGGCGGCCUAUUCGUAUGGCCGGAAUCUGGGCCUUGCGUUCCAGCUUGUGGAUGAUAUGUUGGAUUAUACAAUUCAUGGGGAUGAGCUGGGGAAGCCUGCUGGCGCGGAUUUCCUGCUGGUUGUUCCUGCGGCGCCAGCCGCGUCGCUGGUGUUGGUGUCCUAG